Sphaeroforma arctica JP610 is the source of this 1362-nucleotide messenger RNA. RefSeq lists its product as hypothetical. NCBI's taxonomy places the organism in Eukaryota, Ichthyosporea, Ichthyophonida. The transcript is spliced from 8 exons. Gene Ontology annotation, cellular component: nucleus; spindle microtubule. The record is from RefSeq and is a predicted model, not a curated record. The coding region runs from base 235 to 1362 and encodes 375 amino acids. Gene Ontology annotation, biological process: mitotic spindle assembly; microtubule-based movement. Gene Ontology annotation, molecular function: plus-end-directed microtubule motor activity; microtubule binding; ATP binding.
CGCCAGUGUGUGUGUGUGCUCACGAGUGUAUACGCAGCGCAGAUUGCAGUUUAUUGGCGAGACUCGAUUAUACUGACUCCAGUCUUUCAAAGUACCUGCAGUACACGGGUAUCAAUACGAAAGUGUAUAGUGAUACUAUAUACAAAUAAGAUAUUGUUAGUAUAUCCACAUCGUAUAUCGAUAUUAAGUUUAAAAUACAUAUAAGAAACCGAUACUUGAUAUUAUAUAUACACAAUGGCUAAACGGGAUGAAGUCGGAGAUGAAACCAACAUCCAGGUGGUCGUUCGUUGUAGAGGCCGCAAUGAGAUGGAGAAGAAAGGCAACUACAACAGCAUAGUCGAGUGCAACGAAUCCCGCAAGCACACCGUGGAUGUGCAAUGUGUCAACCAUCAGACAAAGACCUUCACAUUCGAUAGAGUGUUUGGGCCUACUGCUACACAGCAGGAUCUCUACAAAGAUGUCGCUGCCAAUACGUUAACAGAAGUGCUGGCGGGAUACGAUUGCACUAUCUUUGCCUAUGGCCAAACAGGCACAGGCAAGACCUACACUAUGGAGGGAGUGAUCGAUGCGCAGAGUGAAUCAUGGACCAAAAGUCCCCAGGCAGGCAUCAUCCCCAGAGCUCUCAACCACCUAUUCGAUUGUGCGUGUGACGGGAAUACAUGGUGGUCUUUGAUGGUACCUGUCAUCCACUACAUGGUACCGAACUCCUUGCUACUGAACUUCGCCACAGAGAUAGACUGUCACCUCGGCAAACCCCGUUUAAACUUAAACCGCCAAGCCUUGAAUACCCUCCAGGGCAACGUACGCGUCGAUGGUAUGGAGGAGGUACCUGUGGUGGACAAACAGGAUGUGUACAAUGUGUUGUUAAGGGGAUCGCAGAAACGGCAGGUGGCCUCCACCAAUAUGAACCAGAACUCGAGUCGGUCACACACGAUCUUCACAGUCUAUGUCCACAUCAAAGAGACCAACGAUCGAGGCGAGGAGCUGAUCCGUAUGGGAAAACUGAAUAUGGUUGAUUUGGCUGGGUCGGAGAACAUUGGCCGCAGCGGUGCGGUGCAUGUGCGUGCACGAGAGGCUGGCAGUAUCAACAAGAGUCUGCAUGCGCUGGGACGGGUGAUCACUCAGUUGGUAGACAGAUCAGCGCAUAUCUCGUACAGGGAUAGUCUUCUCACCCGUAUGCUGCAAGAUUCGUUGGGUGGCAGGGCUAAGACGACCAUCAUCGCCACCAUCUCACCUGCCAGCAGCAACGCUGAGGAGUCACUCAGCACUCUCGACUACGCUGCACGCGCAAAAAACAUUAAGAACAGGCCAGAACGCAAGGCAACACUCACCAAGAAGUGCGUGCGUACAUGUAUUGCGUAA